AUGGACAUGGCCGCUGCACAGCGCUCGGGUGCAGCAAACAUGAAAACGCCCGCGACAUUCAUGGGCCUGCCUGCUGAAAUACACUGCGCCAUCGCCGAAGUUGCUGACGGUCCAGAUGUUCUGUCAUUGCGACUGACGUGCCGAGAUCUAUCUGCUGCUUGCUUCGACACGUUCACCUCCCGCUUCUUCGAACAUCGCAUACAUCUAUUCACUCGCACCGGACUGCAACAGCUCGUGGACAUCACUACACAGUCAGGCUUUCGCACCAAACUCAAGACAAUUCGGCUCGUUCCUGUGCGCUUGACCUCGACAAACGCAAACGACAUCAAGCCCUUGAAGAAAAUCUGGAAUUCCGAAGCGAGCGACUUCAGAGAUAGCGGUAUCGAGAGCGAACUUCUCGCACAACUUCUGGAUAACCUCGCAGCCUGCAAGGUAUAUCCGUCUAUCAUACUCUCUGACGUGAGUCUUGCCGCCGGUAGGAUCAAAAGGACUGCCGGAUUUUCAGGGCUGGAGGCACUUCUUGGCAAACAAGAAGCAAUCGAUCAUGUCCAACAAGCACGCUCGCCGCCAUCCGCGCUACGAGCCUUGACAGCCGCCAGCGCUCAGUCUGCAACCCCGAUUGUCAAACUUAAUUCGAGCAGCGUCCUGGAACUGCUGGGCGAAAAGACUUUUGACAAACUACCGGAUGCGACGCUUCAAAGAGCGUGGUCACAGCUCACAGCACUUGAGCUUGGGACCUUUGAUACGCCCGAAGAGAGCUACGAUUCGCGGUCUCCUGCAGUUGCUGGACUAAUGAAGCUCUUGAAGUCGGCCACGAAGCUGCAAAAGCUCAGCAUCUUCCAGUUUACAUCACCAUUAAUCGAUUUUGACAUGAUUAGCACCAAUUUCGAUGAAUGCAGAUUGCGCUCGGUCGAGCUUGUCGGUCUAAACGAACAUAGCGAACGAAUCAUGUGUUUUCUGGGAAAGCAACGCAGCACCCUGAAGCGCUUGACGUUGGCAUUGAUAGCCGUCAAUGAUCAGCGUGUUUGGAAAGACAUAUUUUCGAGCCUCAGCGUAGGCUUUUCGCUCGACUUCAUUCGCUUUCACUACUUGAAUGUCUACGGCGACGAAUGGGAGCUCGCUUCGACCGUGGCACGGACGCAGAAGGCGUGUUUGAUGGUAUCUGGUAAGAAAGGGGUGCAAGAAGUCMUAGUCGAGCUCGCAGACGACGCCCAAUUCACGGAUUACAACGACAACAAUCCUCAGGAGAUAUGGACGGGCAUUGCAGACGACGAAGGACUAGAAGGAAUAGGCGCAGAUUCGGAUACAGAUGGUGACGAAGAUGCCGAUGCCGAAGACGAUGGAAACUGA
Messenger RNA from Ramularia collo-cygni, 1350 nucleotides. RefSeq lists its product as uncharacterized. The transcript has a single exon. Bases 1 to 1350 code for a protein of 449 amino acids. Lineage: Eukaryota; Fungi; Ascomycota; Dothideomycetes; Mycosphaerellales; Mycosphaerellaceae. The record is from RefSeq and is a predicted model, not a curated record.